This is a messenger RNA of Aspergillus aculeatus ATCC 16872, 1129 nucleotides long. RefSeq names its product cleavage polyadenylation factor subunit FIP1 (gene fip1). The transcript is spliced from 3 exons. Gene Ontology annotation, cellular component: mRNA cleavage and polyadenylation specificity factor complex. The record is from RefSeq and is a predicted model, not a curated record. The coding region runs from base 19 to 999 and encodes 326 amino acids. Gene Ontology annotation, molecular function: RNA binding. NCBI's taxonomy places the organism in Eukaryota, Fungi, Ascomycota, Eurotiomycetes, Eurotiales, Aspergillaceae.
CUACUGCAGCUCUUCAAGAUGAUGGACGACGAAGACGACGAUUUCUACGAUCCCGCCGACACGGUGCCGGCUCCUCAACAUCAGAAUGGUGCCCAGAAUCCUCCUGCGGAUAACUAUGGAGAGGAAUAUGAGGAAGAAGAGAUAGAGGUGGAUGAAGAUGAUGAUGACUUCAAUAUCAUUACUGAAGCGCCCGCUGAUGCGCCACCUCCAGAAGCCCCACAUCCUCGUCAUGCCAAUCUACGCGCAGAAUCACAACGCCCCUUGUCCGCAGAGUCUCCUCCUGCUCCAAAACCCUCCACCCCCGCUCUCGCCACGCCCAAAGCUGAAUCCGCCACGCCCGUGCCUGUCAGCGCAAGACCUGCUGUACCGACUGCACCGCAAAGGCCGGGCUCUUCAUAUCCUCCAGUCCAAGUGUCCACGAUCGACGUUCAUGCCAACCCCGUCCACCCGACGACGGGCAAGCCCAUCCUACUGACUGACAUGGAUGCGGACUUUCCGGAAGACGACAAGCCAUGGCGGCGACCGGGGUCCGAUAUCACAGACUACUUCAACUACGGGUUUGAUGAGUUCACAUGGGCCAGUUACGUGUUGAAACAGCAGGAGCUGCGCAAGGAUAUUGGGGACCAGAAGAGACAAUUGGACGACAUGCAGGCUUUCCUGGGGAUGGGCAUGCCGCCGAUGGGCGGUGGUCCCCCGGGGCCAGGCGUUCCUCCAAGCAGCGCGGCCCCUCCGAUGCCCGGUAUGCCCGGUAUGCCGGACAUGUCGCCGGAUAUGAUGCAGGGAAUCCUCACGAGCAUGAUGGCCCAAGGCCUGGAUCCCGCCUCGAUGGAUCCCAUGACGUUCAUGCAACAUGCUCAGGCGCUCAUGGGCGGCCAAUCCGGCGCAGGCGGCGGACAGCAGGGUCAACCUGGAUUUGGGGGUCAAGGUGGGGGUCAACAGCAGAUGGGUUACGGAGGAGGUUUCGGAGGAGGUGGCCGUGGACGGGGCAGAAGAUGGUAGUUAGAGUUAGGUUUCAUCAAAGUAUCAGUCACCUUGUUACGAUAACGGCUAUGUGGGGGGGUGGCAUUUUGGAUGGUUAGAUGGUAGGAUGGAGUUAGAAAAUUCCCAAGGUAUAUGCAAUCCAUUAAUU